This is a messenger RNA of Triticum aestivum (bread wheat), 1852 nucleotides long. Its product is annotated as DEAD-box ATP-dependent RNA helicase 15. The record is from RefSeq and is a predicted model, not a curated record. Gene Ontology annotation, molecular function: nucleic acid binding; RNA helicase activity; ATP binding. The transcript has 12 exons. The coding region runs from base 629 to 1663 and encodes 344 amino acids. Lineage: Eukaryota; Viridiplantae; Streptophyta; Magnoliopsida; Poales; Poaceae.
UUGUUGCGACAAAUCCUCAAACAGAACACACCCAAGUUGUCUGCCCCCUCCCGCAUAGUCGCAGCAGUCCCAAAUACGUGCUACCUAGGUCGUACUCCCCAAGAGGCAAGAACCCUAGAUCCCGAAUCCAGCACAGCACGCGUUUGACCCCUGCGCAUGCAGCCGUAAAACUCUGAUUUCUCUCUUUGCAGCCUCCUCGCUCCUCGAAAUACCACGGUUCUUCCUCUCCUCCUUGUCUGAGAUCCUGAGCGGGGAUGGGAGAAGCCAAGGACGCCGAGGUGUACGAGGAGGAUCUCGUCGACUACGAUGAGGAGGUGGAGAACGCCGUCGACGGCGCAGCCGCCAACCCUUCCGUCGACGUCGUCAAGAAGGGUUACGUCGGAAUCCACAGCUCAGGGUUCAGGGACUUCCUGCUCAAGCCAGAGCUGCUCCGUGCGAUCCAGGACUGUGGGUUUGAGCAUCCUUCCGAAGGUAUAAUUUCUUCUGACAUUUUCGGUCGGAGGAGAGGAUAUGGUAAAACUCUCCAUUAGUGGGCCCAGAAGGUUAAAUAUUUCUCACUGGUGCUACUCCUAUUUUGUUUGGCUCCACAUCAGUGCAACAUGAAUGCAUCCCUCAAGCCAUUCUCGGAAUGGAUGUUAUCUGUCAAGCAAAAUCUGGGAUGGGCAAGACUGCUGUUUUUGUCCUCUCAACUCUCCAGCAGAUUGAUCCGGUUGCUGGGCAAGUAGCUGCACUUGUGUUAUGCCAUACACGAGAGUUAGCAUACCAGAUUUGCAAUGAAUUUGAGAGGUUUAGCAAGUACCUGUCAGAAACAAAAGUUGCUGUCUUCUAUGGUGGCGUUCACAUAAAAAAACACAAGGAUUUGUUGAAGAAUGAAUGUCCUCACAUUGUGGUUGGCACACCUGGAAGGAUCCUUGCUCUGGCUAGAGACAAGGACCUUUCAUUGAAGAAUGUGAGGCAUUUCAUUCUUGAUGAAUGUGACAAGAUGCUUGAUUCACUUGACAUGCGUAGAGAUGUCCAGGAGAUCUUCAAGAUGACACCCCAUGAUAAACAAGUGAUGAUGUUUUCAGCAACACUCAGCAAGGAGAUUCGCCCGGUUUGCAAGAAAUUUAUGCAAGAUCCCAUGGAAAUUUAUGUUGAUGACGAGGCUAAACUGACCCUUCAUGGUCUAGUUCAGCACUAUAUUAAACUAAGUGAGGCGGAGAAGAAUCGGAAAUUGAAUGAUCUCUUAGAUGCGCUUGACUUCAACCAAAUUGUGAUAUUUGUUAAAAGUGUUGGUAGAGCUUCAGAACUUAACAGGCUGCUCUGUGAAUGCAAUUUUCCUGCGAUCUGCAUACAUUCGGGAAUGACACAGGAGGAGAGGCUGACCCGGUAUAAGAAUUUCAAGGAAGGGCACAAGAGGAUCCUUGUGGCUACGGAUUUGGUUGGCAGGGGGAUUGAUAUUGAGCGUGUCAAUAUUGUCAUAAACUAUGACAUGCCUGAUUCUGCUGAUACAUACUUGCACAGGGUUGGAAGGGCUGGGCGUUUUGGAACCAAAGGGCUUGCAAUAACAUUUGUUGCUUCUGCCUCUGACUCUGACGUCCUCAAUCAGGUGCAAGAAAGGUUUGAGGUUGACAUCAAGGAGCUGCCUGAGCAGAUCGACACUUCAACAUACAUGCCAUCUUGAAGAUCCAAGUGGGGGGCUAGGAGGGUUUGCUUUUCAGACACAGCACCUUUACAUUUCUAUUGGGUUACAUAAACUUUGAUGUAAGAGAUGCUCCAGUUGUACUUAAUCAGCGAUUGAAUCUGCUGAGUAUUUUGUUGUAGUACUCAGACUUAUGGUUGUUAAGGAACCUGUUGGAAAUGUUGGUGUUCA